Molecule: messenger RNA, 3537 nt
Organism: Suricata suricatta (meerkat)
Lineage: Eukaryota; Metazoa; Chordata; Mammalia; Carnivora; Herpestidae
Gene: NADK2
Product: NAD kinase 2, mitochondrial
Exons: 14
Coding region: 1-1593 (530 amino acids)
Biological process (GO): NAD+ metabolic process; NADP+ biosynthetic process
Cellular component (GO): mitochondrion
Molecular function (GO): NAD+ kinase activity
Source: RefSeq, a predicted model, not a curated record
AUGGAAGCGGAUCCACAAACAAAACCCACAGCUCUGAGGCCUCUAGCUCUUCCCCGCCCACCUUUCCUCGCUCAGGCUUUCCCUCCUCCCAAUUCCUGGGCUUUCCCCGCCCCCGUCAACGUCUGGGCACGUCCCCCCCUCGCGGCGCGGGCCACGCACUGUAGUGCUCUUAACCUCUGCCCGCCCGGCGCGGAGUUAGAGGCCGGGGCUGCGCGGGUGGCGCGCACUGCUGGUGGCGGGAGCCCGGGCCUGCAGUCCCGCCGGGCGGAGGAUGACUUGCUACCGAGGCUUCCUGCUAGGCAGCUGUCGNNNNGCGGUGACGGCGGCGGCCGGCGACACUUGGGGCAGGGGCAGCCGCGCGAGCUGGCGGGCUGUGGCAGCCGCCCCGAAGGCGGCUUCCGCCCCUCGCGGGUGGUGCUGGUGGCCAAAACCACCCGGUACGAGUUCGAGCAGCAGCGGUACCGUUACGCGGAGCUCUCGGAGGAGGACCUGAAGCAGCUGCUUGCAUUGAAAGGCUCUAGCUACAGUGGACUGCUUGAACGGCAUCAUAUUCACACCAAAAAUGUAGAGCAUAUUCUAGAUAGUUUACGGAAUGAGGGGAUUGAGGUUCGUCUAGUAAAGAGGAGAGAAUAUGAUGAAGAAAUUGUUCGAUGGGCAGAUGCGGUCAUAGCUGCAGGAGGUGAUGGCACAAUGCUUCUGGCAGCAAGUAAAGUCCUGGACAGACUUAAACCAGUUAUCGGAGUAAACACUGAUCCAGAACGGUCUGAGGGUCAUCUAUGUCUUCCUGUUCGAUACACACAUUCCUUUCCAGAAGCCUUACAGAAGUUCUAUCGUGGUGAGUUCAGGUGGUUAUGGAGGCAGCGAAUCAGGCUGUACCUUGAAGGGACCGGCAUAAACCCUGUUCCCGUGGACCUUCACGAACAGCAGCUGAGUUUGAAUCAGCAGAGCAGAGCCUUCAACAUUGAAAGAGUUCAUGAGGAAAGACGUGAGGCUUCAGGACCGCAGCUUUUGCCAGUGAGGGCACUAAAUGAAGUCUUCAUUGGGGAGAGUCUAUCAUCCAGAAUGUCUUAUUCUUGGGCUGUAGCAGUGGAGAAUUUAAGAAGAAGUAUACCCACUCUAAAGGGACUGGCUUCCUACUAUGAGAUUUCAGUUGAUGAUGGCCCAUGGGAAAAACAGAAGAGUUCAGGGCUCAAUUUGUGUACUGGAACAGGAUCAAAGGCCUGGUCAUUCAAUAUUAACAGGGUUGCAACACAGGCUGUGGAAGAUGUUUUAAAUAUUGCAAAACGACAAGGAAAUUUAAGUCUUCCACUGAACAGAGAAUUGGUAGAGAAAGUAACAAAUGAAUACAACGAAUCGCUGCUCUAUAGUCCAGAAGAACCAAAAAUACUUUUCAGUAUUCGAGAACCAAUAGCAAACAGAGUUUUCUCCAGCAGCCGUCAGCGCUGCUUCACGUCCAAGGUAUGUGUUCGAUCUCGUUGUUGGGAUGCCUGCAUGGUUGUGGAUGGAGGUACUUCUUUUGAGUUUAAUGAUGGAGCAAUUGCUUCGAUGAUGAUCAAUAAAGAAGAUGAGCUUCGAACUGUGAUUCUAGAAUAAUGAAAGAUUUCUUCAGAUGACAAAUUUUGAUUACUGGGAAAAUAUGUUCACUGCAGAAACAGACUACCAGUCAUAAAGCUACAUAUUUUGGUUAUUAUGGAGACUAGAUGGCCCUGAGCUCUAAAGGUGACCAAGAAAGUGAGAUUUUCAUUCUUCUUCUUUUGGAUUUGGAUAAAAAAGAUGUUUACUGUGUUAGAAAAUGGAUGGACUAAAUUGAUCAGAAUUGAUACCAGUGAAAUUUAUACAUUGCUUACAGUUGAUAUCCAAGAAUACUGAUAUCUUUUUAAAUUUAGAGAGGUAGGCACAAAUAAAGGAUUAAAUGUUUAGGAUUUGAAGCUUCACUGUACAAGAUAUUUUUUUUUCCCCUUCCCUUUCCUAACUUUAUGGAAUUGGUCAGACCAACACAUAUCAUUUGAUUAGGGUAUAUUUUUAUAUAGUACCUAAAAAUAGAUUUUUAAAAAAUUUUAAUGGAGAAUUUUGAUAAAUUCUGACAUUGACCUAAUUGAAGUAGGCACAUGUGUUUUUUAUAUGUGCUUAGAAUUUUCUAAUUUCAGAGGACAGUAUUGUUAUGGCUCUAUUGAUUUAAGAAGUUCAACAAUCAUUUUUGAAAUUAUCGAUGUUUUCAUUUAAUUGACAUUCAGGUUAAUUUUGACAGUUCUGGGUGAAAUACAUAUAUCUGGACAAAAUCAUGAUACUGUUGCAAAUGUAUUAAUUAUCCAGUAGCUAUUUGGGGGUAUAGACAGUUAUUUUUUUUUUUAAUGCUUUUGAGUCUUAAUAAAUCCUUUCCAUAUUUAAAACUCUAACAUGGAAUGUGAGACUAAAAGGAUGAGUUGAUUAGACAUAUUCUAUUAGGAGUUGGAAAUAUUUUAAAAAGGUUUUAUCAAUCUAGUAUAAUGAGGUUUGUCAGAAAAUGGAUUCUUUAAUAAAUACGCAAAACACAGUUGGAAUUGCCUUGCUUUUAAUAUCAUGGUAGUUUUCACUUAGCUCAUAUUCCUUAUUAGCUUUGGGAGAUAAAAUGUUAUGGCUUUUCUUCCUCCCUCUCUCCCUCCCCACUAUGAGAUUUCCUUUAGUUUGAGAGGAAAUUAUCUAAUUAUCAGUCUUUUUAUAAGGAAUCCUAGAAUUUUCACAAAAACCACCUAUUGAUGCAUCAUGAGACAACUAGUAUUCUCAUGCCAUUUAGUCAAAGUUGUAUCUGUUUUUUUCCCUUGCUGCUAAAAAGUUCAACAUUGAAAUAUUUAUUGAACACAUACCUUAUGCCAUGUACUGUGUCAGUCACUGGAUCUCUGUUGAUGAAUGGAACAGACUAUCCUUACAGAACUUGAGACAAGUGAGCUCAGCUUCAGCAAGAGCUGGGAUGUUUAACCGAAUUGAGUGCUAUUAGUUUUGCUGGCAUUUAAUACGCUCUUGUCAGAUUUUUAAAUAAUUGUUACUAUACAAAGGUAAUCUAGGUUUUGAUGUAUAUUCAGAACAAGAAUCUGUUUUUCUUUUCUAAGAGCAUCUGCAUAAACCCUCAAAGCAGUGUUUACAUGAUGUGUACAAUGAAAAUUAGUGUUUUCCCAGAGCUGGAUCUUCUGGCUUGAUUUAAAAAUGAUGUACUGAAGAUAACACUUCAAAAAGAAGUGAAAUUCCACACCAUAAAAACUCCUCUAAGAAGUUUAAAAUAUCUUCUUGACAAAAAUGCCAACUCUGUCCAAAAUGGUACAUAGAUCUGUUAAUAUGUAACAUAAUAGGCAACCUGCUCUGUAAAAUUGUUCAUAAACCAUAUUUUAAAGGUUUAAAAAAAUAGUUAAUGUGCCACAUUUGCAGUAUAACUUCUAACAUUUCUGCUAUGUGUAGGGGAUUCAUUAUGGGAUAAGAGGCAAAGGAUAUUGCAGUAGAAGAGAUGUUUAUGAAUGAGCUAACCUUUUAAUGGCAACUGUGUGAAUAAACAUAAUUAAACUAGUA